Chaetura pelagica (chimney swift) is the source of this 1953-nucleotide messenger RNA. RefSeq names its product CAP, adenylate cyclase-associated protein, 2 (yeast) (gene CAP2). The record is from RefSeq and is a predicted model, not a curated record. The transcript is spliced from 12 exons. Gene Ontology annotation, molecular function: adenylate cyclase binding; actin binding. The coding region runs from base 1 to 1431 and encodes 476 amino acids. Gene Ontology annotation, biological process: cell morphogenesis; regulation of adenylate cyclase activity; cytoskeleton organization. Gene Ontology annotation, cellular component: cytoplasm. NCBI's taxonomy places the organism in Eukaryota, Metazoa, Chordata, Aves, Apodiformes, Apodidae.
AUGGCAGAGACUCAUGGUUUGAUGGAGAGACUGGAGAAAGCAGUGACUCGGCUUGAAUCAUUAUUUUCAGAUUCACACAGAUCUGGUGGAAUGGAGUGUGCUGCCAUCAAUGGAGUCAAUGGAAGCAUAGCACCAUAUGUUGAAGCCUUUGAUAGGCUGCUGAAUGGAAGUGUUGCCGAGUUUCUCAGGUACAGCAGGAUUCUUGAAGGAGAUGUGAAGACACAUGCAGAGAUGGUACGUGCUGCUUUCCAAGCGCAGAGAUCUUUCCUGGUAUUAGCAUCUCAAUGUCAAGAGCCUCAAGAGAAUGAGGUGGCAAUGCUUCUCAAGCCAAUAUCAGAGAAGAUUCAGGAAAUCCAGAACUUCAGAGAAAGGAACAGAGGAAGUGAAAUGUUCAACCACCUCUCAGCUGUCAGUGAGAGCAUACCAGCCCUUGGGUGGAUAGCAGUGUCUCCUAAACCAGGCCCUUAUGUCAAGGAGAUGAAUGAUGCUGCUACCUUCUAUACUAACAGGGUAUUAAAGGACUACAAGCACAGUGACACACGCCAUGUUGAUUGGGUGAAGUCAUAUCUGAACAUUUGGUCUGAGCUUCAAGCUUAUAUCAAAGAGCAUCAUACCACAGGUCUCACCUGGAGUAAAACUGGUCCUGUUGCAUCGCCCAUGUCUAUGCGGUCGGUUCUUACCGGCGGGGCGUGCCUGUCCCCACCGCCGCUGCCGCCGCCGGGACCUCCCCCCCUGUUUGAGGCAGAAGCCACCAAGGAUGAAGGAACUGCAGCUCGCUCGGCCCUCUUCGCAGAGCUGAACCAGGGAGAGGCAAUCACCAAAGGGCUUCGACAUGUCUCUGAUGACCAGAAGACUCACAAGAACCCCAGUCUACGUGCCCAAGGUCCUUCUGUUCACUCUCCAACAAAAAGUCAUACUCCAAGUCCUAACUCUCCUAAGAAUUCCCCACAGCAGAGCCAUGCCCCUGUCUUGGAACUAGAGGGAAAGAAGUGGAGAGUGGAAUAUCAAGAGGAUAAGAAUGACCUGGUCAUUAACAACACUGAACUCAAGCAAGUGGCCUACAUUUUUAAGUGUAACAAAUCUACGCUUCAGAUAAAAGGAAAAAUCAAUUCAAUUACUAUUGACAACUGUAAAAAGUUUGGCCUUGUGUUUGACAAUGUUGUGGGAAUCGUGGAAGUGAUCAACUCCAGGGAUAUUCAGAUUCAGGUGAUGGGGAAAGUGCCAACCAUUUCUAUUAACAAAACAGAAGGCUGCCACAUCUACCUCAGUGAGGAAUCAUUAGACUGUGAGAUUGUUAGUGCCAAGUCAUCCGAGAUGAACAUCCUCAUCCCCCAAGAUGGUGAUUACAAAGAAUUUCCGGUUCCUGAACAGUUCAAGACAGCAUGGGAUGGAUCUAAAUUGGUCACUGAACCUGCAGAGAUUGUGGGUUAACUUCCUAACGCCAUACAGCACUUGCUGACCGUGACCAGACCACAGCCAGCAUAAACAAAGCAGUAAUGUAAAGAACUAGAAGUAGCAGUGGUUCAUACUGCUGUGAUAGGCCUUCAAGCAUUAGCUCUGCAUGCUAGAAACAAUAACACAUCUGGCACGCUUUUGUUAGGCAUCCCAGUAUUUUUCACUUUUCCACAGUUUGCCUUCAUAUACAAUUUUAAUUCUAAAUGAUGUCAUGUGAAUGUAAUGAAUUUAAGCCCCCACCCUCUAGUCACAUCAUUGGUUUGAAAUACUGUAUACAUUAAGCCAAAAUACUGCAUGAUACACUCUGUUAUCAUCUUGCUUCAGUGCAUUCCUUUUUCUGUUUCUGCUAAUCAAAAACAGCAUUAAGACUUUUAGAUGUUUAUUUUUAAAUAUUAAGCAAUUCCUGUAUGAUGCAGUAAAAACAUACCCCUACAAAGUAUGCAGUUCCUUGUAGUUCUGUGGCAAUCAUAAUGGGUUUUGUUUUAAACAAGCAAAAAA